AUGGAAGGAAAAAGAGGAGUCUUGAUGCAAAAAUACGAGUUUGGCAAAUUGCUCGGACAAGGCACGUUUGCCAAGGUUUAUCACGCAAGGAAUAUCGAAAACGGGAGCAGUGUAGCUAUCAAGGUGAUUGAAAAAGAUAAGAUUUUGAAAGUGGGUCUGAUGGAGCAAAUCAAACGGGAAAUCUCCACGAUGAACCUCGCCAGGCACCCGAAUAUCGUGCAGCUUUACGAAGUAUUGGCCACCAAAUCGAAAAUAUACUUCGUGAUGGAAUAUAUGAAAGGCGGGGAGCUUUUCAACAAGGUGGCCAAGGGAAAACUGAAACCCGAUUCUGCCCGAAAAUACUUUCAGCAGCUUAUUAGUGCCGUUGAUUUUUGUCACAGCAGGGGAAUUUACCACAGGGACCUCAAGCCCGAGAACUUGCUCUUGGACGAAAAUGGAAAUUUGAAAGUAUCGGAUUUCGGGCUUAGCGCCCUUUCCGAGUCGAGAAAGCAAGACGGGCUUUUACACACCACUUGUGGGACCCCUGCUUAUGUGGCACCUGAGGUUGUUAGCCGGAAAGGUUACGAUGGCUCGAAAGCCGAUAUUUGGUCAUGUGGGGUCAUCUUGUUUGUUCUUUUGUCGGGUGAGCUCCCUUUUCACGACUCGAAUUUAAUGGAAAUGUAUAGGAAAAUAAGCAAAGGGGAGUUCAAAUACCCGAACUGGGUCUCGUCUGAAGCCCGCAGGCUGAUUUCGAAGAUUCUUGACCCAAAUCCGAGUAACAGGAUAACUAUAUCAAAGAUCAUGGAGAAUUCUUGGUUUCGAAAAGGGUUUCAUCCGAAGGCUGCGAAAAUAGCUGCCGAUGAUUUUGUCACGAGCCGUGAUGUUAACGUGAAGGAAGUAUUUGAGGAUGAGGAUGAAAAGGGUGAACUUGGAAAGCCGGUGAAUUUAAAUGCCUUUGAAAUCAUCUCACUAUCUGCCGGUUUUGAUCUUUCGGGCAUGUUUGAGGACCGUGAUCGAAUGAAAGAGGUAAAGUUUACUUCUAACCAACCGGCCAAGAUUAUUGUUUCGAAAUUGGAGGGUUUAGCCCAGCGCUUGAAGAUGAAGGUGAUGAAGAAGAAUGGAGGGUUUGUGAGAAUCGAGAGGGUUAAAGAAGGGAGGACAGGGGCCUUGUCGAUAGAUGCGGAUUUAUUCGAAGUGGGUCGGGAUUUUCACUUGGUGGAGAUGAGAAAGUCGAAUGGGGACACGUUGGAGUAUCAGAAGGUGAUGAAAGAAGAGAUUAGGCCGUGUUUGAAAGACAUCGUGUGGACGUGGCAAGGGGACGGGCCUCGGGAGGAGCUGGUGGAGCCCGAGUUUGUACCGUCUCAAGUUGCAGAGGCCCAAGUGGAAUUAUCUUGA
This is a messenger RNA of Striga hermonthica, 1374 nucleotides long. NCBI's taxonomy places the organism in Eukaryota, Viridiplantae, Streptophyta, Magnoliopsida, Lamiales, Orobanchaceae. The record is from the annotation of a GenBank genome assembly.